This is a messenger RNA of Pocillopora damicornis (cauliflower coral), 956 nucleotides long. RefSeq names its product transmembrane protein 163a. Gene Ontology annotation, cellular component: membrane. The record is from RefSeq and is a predicted model, not a curated record. Lineage: Eukaryota; Metazoa; Cnidaria; Anthozoa; Scleractinia; Pocilloporidae.
UCUAUUACAUGCAAAGUAUUGUAAACAUCACAAUAUUUUGAUAUAAUACGCCUCUUAUUACAAGAAGAGCGUAUAUAACUGCAGUUUAAUUUAGAACCUCCACAGAUUUCGGGCGAAGAAAUCUUUCAUUUCACUGCGAUUUGACCUAAAAGGUUUCAUUAAAAAUAUCAAGCUCUCUUAACUGAUGAUGACGAACAAUGGGCGAAAAAAACGGCGAUGAAUUAGAACUCCGAGCACUAGUAAAUCAGACUGAAAACGAACAGAACAGUUAUGGAAUCAGUAGGGAAAAAAGUGAAGACUCAAGCGCAGACAAAGGAGAUGAAUUUUACGCAUUUUGGAGAAAAGCGGCCAUUUGUGUUUCGUGUGCUUCUAUCAUUUUGACCACAGGAUUUGGAGGAACAUUUUUCGUUUUCUCUCAAAUUGCUGGUAGUCCUGCGGCCUUUGGAUUUUCCCUUGCAGCCGUGUUAGACUCUUUCAGUUCAGCAGUAGUUCUUUGGAGAUUUUCCUUCAAAGAAAGCCGAAAGGAUUCAAACUCGUUGGAACGAGAACGAAGGGCAUGUUUAGCGAUAGCCAUAUGUUUUAUCCUCUCAGCAUUUGCCAUAGCAGUAAAAACCAUCUUCACCUUACUGAAGGACAAAAUACCAACCAAGGAGUUUUUGAUGGAGAUUUUGUCAGGUAGCAGCUUGGUUUACCUGGUAUUUCUGACGGCUUUCAAAUAUAUAAUAGCAGAAAAACUCGAGAGCCGAGCAAUGAGGAUAGAUGCGAUUAAUUCUUUGGCUGGUGCUAUUAUGACCCUCGGUAUGGUGGCUAGUGAUGUGGUCUGUUCAAACAACCCGAAAAUCUGUUACCUGGACUCUGUCACUGCGAUUUUGAUAGCUGUAGCGCUCUUCAGUUAUGGUGUCAUGACCAUCACAGACCUGAAAACAGGCAAGGAGAAGAAACCACCGCGUGACUGA